AUGGCAGCCUUGACGUGCUUGCACACGUUUCGUAGUUACGGUUUGAACAAAUUAUCAUUUCCGCUUAGUUUACUUGCUAAACAACUUUUAAGCAGCUGUAAUACACAAUUAGUGAAGCACAAAAUACCUAAAUUAACAAUGUCUUUCACGACUGUGGAAUGCGGUGCUCCCAAUUCAACCGACUUUAAAAUUUACUUCAAAAAUGAAGAAACAGCAAUCUCACCUAUGCACGACAUUCCUCUUUAUGCAAAUGAAGCCAAUAAAGUAUUUCAUAUGGUGGUUGAAGUGCCAAGAUGGACCAAUGCUAAAAUGGAAAUAAAUUUAAAAGAACCUUUGAAUCCUAUUAAACAGGAUAUUAAAAAUGGAAAGCUUCGUUUCGUCGCUAAUUGCUUCCCUCAUCACGGGUAUAUUUGGAAUUAUGGAGCUUUGCCCCAGACUUGGGAGAAUCCAGAAGUAUUAGACGAAGCUACUGGAUUCAAAGGAGAUAAUGAUCCAAUUGAUGUACUUGAAAUUGGAUACCGGGUGGCUCAAAGAGGUGACGUAUUGAAAGUAAAAGUUUUAGGAACUGUAGCUCUUAUCGAUGAAGGUGAAACUGAUUGGAAAGUUAUAGUAAUCGACGUUAAUGAUCCACUUGCUGAACAAAUGAAUGAUAUUGCCGACGUUGAUAAAUUCUAUCCAGGCUUGUUAAAAGCAACAAUCGAAUGGUUUAAGAUUUAUAAAAUUCCUGACGGUAAACCAGAAAACCAAUUUGCUUUUAAUGGUGAGGCGAAGCCCCGUGAUUUCGCAUUGCACAUUAUUGAAGAGGUACACGAGCAUUGGAAAAAUCUAAUCAGUCGUGAUAAAGGUAGCCCAUUUAAAAUUGAUGUGAGUGCUGCUGAGGAAAUUUUAAAAAAUGCACCUGAACCAUGCGAAUCUCAAAGUUUAGAGCCCGUUGUUGAUAAGUGGCAUUACGUGCAUCUCAAGUGA
Molecule: messenger RNA, 966 nt
Organism: Cotesia congregata
Lineage: Eukaryota; Metazoa; Arthropoda; Insecta; Hymenoptera; Braconidae
Source: the annotation of a GenBank genome assembly